This is a messenger RNA of Chara braunii, 1401 nucleotides long. Lineage: Eukaryota; Viridiplantae; Streptophyta; Charophyceae; Charales; Characeae. The record is from the annotation of a GenBank genome assembly.
GAUGGAGUUAGGAUUAUGAAAAAGAAUGAGAAUUGCGAGAUGGAGAAAUUGAGAGAGGAAGUUGAGAAUUUAAAGAAGAUGAAGAUAGUUGCGGACCAGCAUGCUACGGCGAAGAUAUGUGCGCCUGAGAGCUCGGUUAGGUUGCAGCAGGAGUUCGAUGAAGCAAAAAGGCAGGCGCAGGAGGCUAAUGAACGGCGCAUCGCUGCCUUGGAGCAACAGGUUCUGACACUGAAGCGUGUGACGGAGGAAGCAGUAAGUGAAGCAGAGGGCUGGAAAGCGGAGGCACGACGUUCUGGCAAUAAACGUGGAAGCAUUGCCAUUGGGGCUACACCUAGCCCCCAACUUCACUCUCGACCGAGGUGUGCUCCAGCAAUCACCCCGCUGUGCACGAAGAAGAAAGUUGCUGAGGAUUAUAGUGAUUUGGUCGCCAGACAUUUGGAGAAGGUAAACAUUUUGAAGGAUAUGAGAAUCAGAGAAUUCAACAGGAGACGAGAAGCAGAGCAGGAGGCAGAGAGAGUCAGAGAAGAGAAAGAUCGAGAGAUUGAGAAACUGAAGGAGGCAUUGAGUCGGGUGCAAAUGGAAUCURUCGGGAAGCAGAAGGUAGCUAGUACCAAGCAGCGGAGACAUGCUGCAACAGACUUAAGGCAACGUCUCGAAGCGGCUACGGAAGGUGUUGAUGGCUGUGUGGACAGAGGGAAGAAGGCGGCCGUUUUGACCAACGAUCGGGAGGUCUUUCUAAAGGAUUGCAGAAAAGAACUGAAGCCACUGAAGAGGGAUGUUGUGGUCGCCAUCUGUGAGAAUGAAGGAAUCACAUAUACUACCUUGGAAAAAGCCAAAGAAGAGAUCGUGCAGCUACGAACUCGAAGGGCAUGUGACAAAGCGCCACCUGGCAAUCGGGAGGGUGUUGUGUUUGAAGAUCUCAUCGGUGCAUCCGAAGGCCAGAGUGCAGACUUGGGUAAGUUUGAUGGGGGAGAGGACAACACCUCUUAGGGUUCGUUCCUGACGUGGCUUACUUUUGGAAGAUGGUCAGGCACUGUUCGAAUAUUCGUGGAUUGUCUGUGGAGCGAUUAAGAUGUCGUUAUCUGAAUUCGUUGCUAUGCUUGGCAGUUAUUGGUUUGACGUUGACUGGUCAAAUUCCUUGGGCGAAUAAGUUUGUCGGGUGUUUCUCCUCCCUUCUUUCGCGUGGGUAUGAUUUUGAUCGUUGCGAUGACCCUCUGGUCUAUGUGUUGAUUUCUCCCUGGUGUAGGCAUACUUACGUUGGUAGUACGACUAGAGAGGUGCACACACGAUGGAAUGAGCACGUGUACAGAGUGUGCAAUCCCUCCCUAAUUAGCAAGGGUGACCGUAGUGAGAAGCUUUAUUGUUGGCUGAGAAGGUGUGGAGUAAAUCGGUAUGUAGCGA